CGAAAGAUUCCGAUCACGCUACGAACGAGUCCGAAGUGGAAAAAAAUGAUUCAAGAUGGUGGAUGCAAGGCGUGCACAUGUUUGAAUAUUUGGCUAAAAGUAUAAUUUCGAACCUCAGUAGGAGUUUAAAACCACACAAACACAGCAGUUAAAGUCCUGAAGAGCAAUGAGAUACGCUCAGUUGGUAAUAGGGCCGGCGGGCAGUGGCAAGUCAACGUACUGCAGCACAAUUGUGAGACAUUGUGAAAACAUCGGAAGAACAGUUCAUGUUAUAAAUUUAGAUCCAGCAGCAGAAUAUUUUGACUACCCGGUGCUCAUAGAUAGCAGAGAACUUGUCCAACUGGAAGAUGUUAUGGAAGCAGAGGAUUUAAAACUUGGCCCCAAUGGGGGAUUGAUUUUUUGUAUGGAGUAUUUGAUUAAAAAUAUGGAAUGGUUAGAGGAACAGUUAGGGUAUAGUGAUGAGGAUUAUUUCAUAUUUGAUUGUCCUGGUAUGUUGGCCAUAGUAAUAUUGUCCAUCCAUUAAGUCUUUUUAUUUGUUUGUUUGUUUGUUUGUUUGUUUGUUUGUUUGUUUGUUUGUUUGUUUGUUUGUUUGUUUGUGUAGCAGAACAGCAUAACUGUUUGUUCCAUUUUAUACAUGCAUACAAAUUAUCAAACAAUCUCUUCCUUGCCCACAUUGCCGAGACAGAUCCAAUGUAACUACUAAGAGGAAGUCAGCCAUAUUGGCAUUUUUGACAAGAGUUAAUUGUCUGGCAAAUUACAGAGUGACAUAAUAAAAGGUGGUUCAUUAAACCUUAAUGCUUUGCUCAACACCAACCUUUCUGCCAUUAGACUAAGUAAAAUAAAAAUAAUUUAUUGCAGGACAAAUUGAAUUGUACUCUCAUAUUCCUGUCAUGCGACAGUUUGUUGAUACGCUGCAACAGUGGGACAUAAGGGUGUGUGGUGUGUUUCUUGUUGAUUCAAAAUUCAUGGUGAAUACAGCCAUGUUUUUCUCUGGUGUACUUGCGGCACUUUCUGCAAUGGUUCAACUUGAGAUUCCACAUAUCAAUGUCAUGUCGAAAAUGGACCUUUUGAGUAAGGAUCAAGCAACAGAAGUUGAAAGGUAUGUGUUGCAGACAUGUGAUAAUUAAUAAUUUGCCAUGAUAUUAAUUUUAUUUGUAUUGGAUAGCUCAUCAGUUCUAAACUGUUCUCCUUGGAGGUCCAGUAAGAGCUAUCUGUUAUUAAUUGUCAUAAGUGUGAUUACAAAAGGAAACUGGAAUACUCUGAGAAACCUUGCAUUUGUAGAAUCCAACUGAAUUGCAAGAAUCUUAGAUGGAAAAUGCAUGUACUAAAACUCACAAAAUGUGCUCAAAUUCCUCCUAGAUUUCUUGACCCAAAUCCAAAAGCCCUGAUGGACGAAAGUGACACAUGGCAGAAUAAAAAAUAUCAAAAACUGAAUAAUGCCUUGGCACAGAUUAUCGAGGACUUUAGUAUGGUGCAGUUUCUACCAUUGGACAAUACAGAUGAAGAAUCAAUUGAGAAUGUUUUACUGCAGAUUGAUAAUGCUAUACAAUAUGGUGAAGAUUUGGAAGUCAAAGAGAAAGAUGGUGCUGACAAUGAUAGCAAUGUUGAAUGGAAUGAGAAUGGAGAUUAAAGAUCCACAGUACAGUACAUACAACCAUGUUGAAGAUACAGUUUGUAGAACCAGAAUGAGUAGUAAAGAUACAGUACAGUUUCUUCUAUCACAUCCCUUAGAUUAUUUUACAUUAGUCCAAGUCUCAAAGAUGAACCCAAUGGCGGACUGGAGUCAAUGAAGAGAUAAUAUGUGUUCCUGGUCAUCAGUUUAAAACCAGGCAUGCAUACACAAAUUGUCCAAGCUUUUGACAUAUUCAUAUAAUGGCAUACACGAUAUAAUAUAAACAUUUGAAAUGUAAAAAUGUGUUUUGUUAACAUAUGGAUUAUCAUUAUUGUGUUAAAUAGACUACAUGUUCCUUGACUACAUCAUAUCUAUAGAUGUGGGUGGGAUGGGCCACCUCCUACUUUCUAGAUCAUUCACUUCAUUUUUGCUUUUUAGCUUCAUUUUGUGAAUGUUAUUGUCAGUUGUAACUAUAAAAUAUUGUUAACUAAACAGGUCUUAAAAUGCAAGAAUUGCAGCAGCACUAUUCCUGUAUUGCUCACAGUAUUCCUGCCAGCAAUGUCAUUGAUCACAAACCUGGUUCUUCUUUUCAUAAACAAAAUAUUGAAACUUGACUCCCUUUUCUUCUUGCAUUUCUGAUGGAACAUUUGGAUCACUAGAAUUGGAAAAAUAUU
Messenger RNA from Paramuricea clavata, 2286 nucleotides. The record is from the annotation of a GenBank genome assembly. Lineage: Eukaryota; Metazoa; Cnidaria; Anthozoa; Malacalcyonacea; Plexauridae.